This is a messenger RNA of Nothoprocta perdicaria, 1507 nucleotides long. It is a transcript of the gene NECAP1, whose product is annotated as NECAP endocytosis associated 1. Gene Ontology annotation, cellular component: membrane; clathrin vesicle coat. Gene Ontology annotation, biological process: endocytosis. The record is from RefSeq and is a predicted model, not a curated record. The transcript has 8 exons. NCBI's taxonomy places the organism in Eukaryota, Metazoa, Chordata, Aves, Tinamiformes, Tinamidae. Bases 115 to 936 code for a protein of 273 amino acids.
CCCUCCCGCGGCAGCGCCUGCCCUCAGCAAACAUGGCGGUCGGAAGCGCCUCCUGUUAUUAGGCUCCCCACCCGCCGCUCUUUGCUGGGGGUGUUGGGGGCGGAUUGCUCUGAGAUGGCGGCGGCCGCCGAGCUGGAGUAUGAGUCCGUGCUCUGCGUGAAGCCCGAUGUCAACGUGUACCGCAUCCCGCCGCGCAGCUCCAACCGCGGAUACAGGGCUUCUGACUGGAAACUGGACCAUCCGGAUUGGACGGGGCGACUUCGUGUGACCUCCAAAGGCAAAACUGCAUACAUAAAACUGGAGGAUAAAGUUUCAGGGGAACUUUUUGCUCAGGCUCCCAUCGACCAAUACCCUGGCAUUGCAGUGGAGACUGUGACAGAUUCCAGCCGCUAUUUUGUCAUUCGGAUUCAGAAUGGGACUGGGCGAAGCGCUUUCAUUGGCAUUGGCUUCGUGGAUCGAGGUGAUGCGUUUGACUUCAAUGUCUCCUUGCAGGAUCAUUUCAAGUGGGUGAAGCAAGAGACUGAGAUCUCCAAGGAAUCCCAGGAAGCUGACACACGUCCAAAAUUAGACUUAGGAUUCAAGGAAGGACAGACCAUCAAACUGAACAUUGGGAACAUGGCUACCAAGAAAGGAGGGGCCGCCAAGCCCCGCGCGCCUGGCUCGGGGGGCCUCAGCCUGCUCCCACCCCCUCCGGGAGGCAAAAUCGCAGCCCCCCCUGUCCCUUCCCCUUCCUCCUCGGCCGCUGCCAACCACGUCACGCCAGCGCCCGCGCAGAACUCCAGCAGCUCGAGCAGGGCAGAUAUUCUGUUAGACUUGGGCACACCUGUACCUACAUCGAAGGCACCAGCUACUGCAGACCUCUGGGGAGACUUCAGCACUGCAUCCAGUGCUGUUCCUAAUCCGGCUCCUCAGCAAUCCAACUGGGUCCAGUUCUGAGUGGUCAAAGUGGUGGAAUGGAACAAACUGAUGACCAAGAGGCUCCAGAAACACCAAAUGGGAUCAGAGGGGGAUACAAAGCUCUUUAGUCUACAAUCAAAACUAUGUCGGGACAAUUCCUCCUUUUUAAAGUAGAUCUUCACUUCAGUCAAAAUGUACUAAUUUAAUCCCACGCUGAAACCUAAAGAGAACACACUGGCUCCUCAUGUGGUGGGCAAGGAGGAGGGGUAGCCUCAUCUCUUCUACCCACCUGGCAGUUACAUGGUACAUCCUGGCUCUUAUAUUUUUUUUUUUCCCCCCCAUGUUUCUAUACAUGGAAAGCAAAAAUCCUGAGGAAGGUCGGUGCAAGAGUAGGCUGGGUAGGGGCAUCAGGGUUAAUUUUCUUUUAAUAAUUCCCUGAUUAGGGCUUGUUGCUUUCUGUGGCUGCUUUCAGCAGUGACUAGAGUCUGUGCAGCUUGGCCUACAGUGCUGAGGGCACGGCUGUGUUUGGCUGCGACUCACAGAUGGAAGCUGCAAGGAGAUGGGUUUUGUCCAUCUCUCCAAGUCUCAACACAAAACGUGGUGUGUUGAG